GUAACGCCUCACCCCAGCUACUCAACCAGCUCUCCGGCCAGCUCCCCGAGCAGCAGCCAGACAUCAGAGACACCUCCACCACUUCUCUUCAUCAGGCCACAGCCUCAACAGCACCUGCCUCUGGGGAGCAGCCAAAGAAACCUGUGAUGUACGCCAUGGAGAUCAACGUGGAGAAGGACAGAAAGACAGACACCAGGAUCCUGUCAGCGUCUGCAGUCAGCCCUGAUGAAGUGCCUGACUGCGGGGUCAAGGUUUUCGACGACGGCCGGAAUGUUGUCUACGAGGUCCGCUCGGGGGGGUCCUCUACCCUGGACAAUGGGGUUCACCGCUGGAGCUCCCAACAGGUGGAUGAGCUGAUGAAGCGGGUCGGGGCGACCAGCGGCUGUGCUCAGGGAGGCAAGGCUAAGGUCACUGUCAACCCCGCCGACGCUGAUGACCCCAAAAUCUCCCCCAGGUCCAUUGACCACUCCGCUGACCUCCCUACCAACUACACCUACACUACCCCCCCAGCGGUCCCUAGCUCUGCCACCACGGCCCACAAGAUGCCCCAGCCCCACGCCCCUAUCACCACCCAGCCUCCACCCUGCCGGGAGGUGAUAUACGAAGGUGAGGUGACGAAGGCUCCCCAGGCUACGGCAGAGAAGCCGAUCACGAUGAUCUUCAAUCAUAAUGUAGAUGACCAGGAUGAGACCAAGAGGCUGCUGGGAUUCAACGGCACGAUCAAGGCUGAGAUCGUCCUGAUUGAUGAGGACGAUGAGAAGUCGCUACGGGAGAAAACGGUGACAGACGGUUACUCCACCAUGGACGGCAACGCCGCCGACCUGGUGUCCGGCGCCCGGCCGCUCAGCGACACCACCGAACUGUCGUCGGAGGGGAAGGACGAGAGCUCUGCCACGGCCACCAAGGAACUCCCCUCCCCAGCAGUUAAAGGAUGGACUCCACAAGUCCCCAUGGCUCCAGGAAAGGGAAUCAUGUCUAAACCAGCCCUCACAGCUGUGAGGUCCUCCAAGGCAUCAGAGGAUGGCAGUGGUGAUCUGAAGAGAGACAGAACGGAGAGAAAGAGUGUCGGUUUCCUCAACUCUGUUCGUGUAAUCUCAGCGCUUGGCAGAGACAGCAGUACAACCACCAGCCCCAUGGAGGUGGAGGCCCACCCUGAGAGCUGUUACCCCAGCCAAGGGCUCAACGGCCAGAGCAACAAACACCAGCCCCAGCUCCUGGACAUUGAGGUAGCUCAUGAGAUAGCCUACCUAGAUGAGGUGUUGGAAGCUAACUGCUGUGACCCCGGGGUUGAUACCACGCCAUCACCCUCUAACGGGACGGCGACCACUGAGAAACACCCCAGGGAGGUCAACAUCGACGGGACUGGACCAUCUGUCAACAUCUCCAACACAGACACAACAUGCCAUGAGGUCAUAGUAGAGGGGAGAAAGCAGACUAUCUUCAUUGGACACCAGGAUGUCAAUUACACCAACAAUACCAAUAACACCUGGCCCAAUGGCCACUCUGGGCCAAUGGGAGGAAAGCAGGAGAACUACAGGAAGCAGGGAGGAGAGACAAUAUCCCCCACUAUGACCACCAUCAAGAAGGAAGCUCGUUUCGAGCUGCGGGCCUUCCAGGAGGAGAAGAAGCCGUCCAAGCUGUUCGACCCGUGUGAGAAGGAAGUGCGCGUGAAGAAGGUGCGUCCCUCGGAGGAAGUGGUAGAGCUGGAGAGGGAGAGGUUGGAGCUGAUCAGGGGCCAGGCGGUAAAGAAGAACCCAGACAUGGGGACAAAGUGGUGGAACCCUCCUCAGGAGAAGAGUCUGGAGGAGGAGCUUGAGCCAGACAAACUAGAGUCACACAGGAAGUACGAGGAGAGGAAGCAGCAGAGGAGGUCAGAGUUCACUGGUGGGAUGUCCCAGAUGUACGCCCAGUACUCCAUGACCUUUGACCCUAAGGCUAACCCUGAGGCUGGCCGCGACACGCCCGAGCUCUUCCAGAGCACCAAGGAGGACAUCCUGGUGGAACAGGUGGACUUCUCUACCGCCAGGAAGCAGUUCCUCCAGAUGGAACACGCAAGGCAGCAGGCAGCCGAGAGGUCACAGGUCACAGCUCCCAACUCGGCCAAGCCCUUCUCCAGAUCACCAGACACCGUGAUCCACGUGGAGCGAUCCUCCGAUUACGUCACUGUGGGCUACAGCAGUUACCAGGACUCACCACUAGAGGACAGCGACACAACCACCACAACAGUCCGGACAGAGAGGAUAUACUACAGCCCAGAAGGGUCCCAGUCCCCCACCUCUACCGUUGGGAGGGUCCUGGGUCUGGGACAGGGAGAGCCCAGUAAUAGUGGCCCCAAGGAGACCUCGAUGGAGAACAGAUACAGAGACGGAGACUUUACCUGCGCCAGGGCCGUCAUGACCAUCAUAAAAGAUGAGAAGGAUCCUCUGUCCCUCCAGCAUCAUUCCUCCUGGCUCCACAGCCCCAGCGCCUCUCUGUCCUCCUGCAACCCCAAAGAAUGUGACUCCGGGCUGGACGAGCUUUCCCUGCGGUCCCUGGAUAACUCUAUGCUGGAUACCCUGUCAAAAGACUUCAGCAUGAGUAACGCAUCCGACAGUGGGGCGUCAAAUGAGACCAUGUCGGCCUCCUACCUGGGGGAGUCGUCUCUGGGAGAGUACUCCUUCCCCUCCACCCCACAGUCCACUACACCCGUCAACGGAAAGAUGGAGGGAGGCACCACCAUGUCCCCUGGGGAGCAGAACGAGGUAAGUCAGGGUCUGUCGGAGCAAGAGCUGGAGUACCAUGCAGGUAUGCUGGUGCAGAGUAUCAUCCAGCACGCCCUGAUGAAUCAGAACCAGUCUCAGCAGGGUAAGGAGUGGCAGAGAGUCCCCCCCCUCCAGAUGAGGCACUCAGAUGCUCUACCUCCAUUUUCUGGGAACCUUUCAUCACUACCAACAGAGCAUCAGUCACUCACACAUCUAGACCUCCACUCUCCACCACCUCCCCAGCUCCACUCACCUCCAAGCCCUCUGCAGCAGUCACCAACACCCUUACAGACCCUCCAGUCAGCUCCACCCCAGUACCAGUCAACUCCAUCACCUCAGCCGCUGUCACCUCCACCCCAGCUCCAGCCCCUCCCAACCCAGGUAGAGAGACCUACCUAUGUCCAGGUAGAGAGACCUACCUAUGUCCAGAUGGAGAGACCUACCUACGCCCCCCUUCCACAGAGAUCUUCCUCUGGGGGUCCUAAGAUCCUCGUCCAGUCCGCACUCAGUCGCUCACUGGCCCUAAACCCAGACCCGGUCCCAGUCCGCACUCCUGUCCUCAUCCCUCCCCGUCCCAUAGAGCCCUAUCAGGCUCCAGAGCUGACCCGGACCCUGGGUGAAAAAGACCAGUUCAGCUACUUCUCUAAGUACUCCGAGGCAGCCGAGCUCCGCAGCACAGCCGCAGCGACCAGAGCCCAGGAGACAGAGCAGAGCACCGGGCCGUUCAAGCUGCGCUCCCGGAAACAGAGGACUCUGUCCAUGAUCGAGGAAGAGAUCCGAGCGGCGCAAGAGAGAGAGAAAGAGCUGAAGAAGCAGAGACUGGGAUCGGUGCGGUCAGGACCGGAUCCCAGAGCCAACCAGACUGGCAGACCAAAGACGAUGACUAUCAACCCCAGGGACAAGCACAAGACCAACAGCCUGCCCGCCAAACUCAGCCUCUCUGGGAGCCUGCCACCCACCAAACUCGCCCUCACCAGCAAGACGGCACCAGGUAAGAUAAAUCCUUCUGCAUCCCCCUCCUCGUCUGAGAAUUCCUCGCCCCUCUUGGACCUGGGCAGUGACGACUCUGGGGGCAGCGGGCGCCCCAAAAACUUCAUGCAGACCCUGAUGGACGACUACGAGACUCACAAAGUGAAGCGCCGGGAGAAAGUAGAGGACAACAGUGUGUUGGAGGCCACCCGCGUCACCCGCAGGAAAAGCAACAUGGCGCUGAGGUGGGAGGCGGGGCUUUACACUAACGAGGACGGAGAAGAAAAAGAGGAAGAGGAGUAGUAGUCUGUGACUAUCAGGGAUGGAAGGAGGAGGGACAUAGCAGCAACACAACUACAAGUAUUUAUUUUACUAAAGUAUUCUGAUCACAUGACCUGUCACACGAUCUACUGGAUGGACCAACCUGGAGCAUCAGCAAGCCUUGCCAACAGUGAAACGGAGAGACCAAUGGGAUAUGGCUGGUUGCCAAGUGACGGACAAGUAACCGUGACGACAACAACAGUGUGUUCGGGUCAUUUUGGAAUGUUUGGACUUUUCCAGAUAGAAGGUGUGUAAAGGACUGUGCAGAUGAUGACAACGAUGAGACAUACGCCAAGUGAUCCUGAAAUAUUAGAGACCAAUUUCGAGUCUCAUAGCAAAGGGUCUGAAUACUUAUGUAAAUAAGAUAUUUCAGUUUUUUAAAUAUUUAAUACAUUUACAACAACAGAAAUUAAAAUAAAAUACUGAAAUAUCAAAUUUACAUAAUUAUUGUCCCCUGAGUCAAUAAUUUGUGGAAGUAAAUUUGGCGGUGAUUAUUGCUGUGACUCUUUCUGGGUAGGUCUCUUUGUCCCUUAUUAUUUUUUAAAUUCUUCAAGCUCUGCCAAGUUGAUAGUUGAUCGUUGCUCUCCCAGUGUCUGCUGGAAAUGAAUCAGGUUUUCCUCAAGGAUUUUGCCUGUGCUUAUAGCCGUUUCAGUUUUUGUACAAAAAACUCCUUUGUCCUUGCUGAUGACAAGCAUACCCAUAACAUGAUGCAGCCACCACCAUGCUUGAACAUAUGAAGUGGUACUCAGUGAUGUGUUGUGUUGGAUUUGCCCCAAACAUAACUCUUUGUAUUCAGGACAGAAAGUUCAUGUCUUUGACACAUUUUUAUAGCAUUAAUUGAGUGCCUUGUUGCAAACAGGAUGCAUGUUUUGAAAUAUUUUUAUUCUGUACUGGCAUCCUUCUUUUCACUCUGUCAUUUAGGUUAGUAUUGUGGAGUAACUACAAUGUUGUUGAUCCAUCCUCAGUGUUCUCCAAUCACAGACAUUAAACUCUGGAACUGCUUUAGAGUCACCAUUGGCCUCAUGUUGAAAUCUCUGAGCAGUUUCCUUCAUCUCCAACAACUGCGUUAGAAAGGACGCCUUUGUCUUUUUAGUGACUUGGUGAUACGCCAUCCAACGUCUAAUUAAUAACUUCACAAUGUUAUUUUUUUUUAGAUCUAGCAAUCGGGGCUUUGUGAGGCAUUGAAACACCUCCCUGGUCUUUGUGGUCGAAUCUGUGCCUGACAUUCAUUACUUGGUUAAGGGUCCUUACACAUAAUUGUAUGUUUGGAGUACAGAGAUGGGGUAGUUAUUAAGAAAUCAUGUUAACCACUAUUAUUGAACACUGAACUUAUUACAAAAUGUGUUAAUUAAGCACAUUUAUAACUCCUGAGCAUAUUCAGGCUUACCAUAACAAAGGAGUUGAAUACAUAUUUACUCAAGACAUUUCAUCUUUUCAUUUCUUAUUUUUUAUUAAUUUUAAAAAUGUUCUACAAACAGAAUUCCACUUUGACAUUAUGGGGUAUUGUAUGUAGGCCAGUGAUACAAAAUGACAAUUUAAUCCAUUUAAAAAUUCAGUCUAUUACACAACAAAAUGUGGAAAAAGUCCAGGUGUGUAAAUACUUUCUGAAGGCAGUGUACAAUACGACAAUAGAAUGAACUACCAUGGGGACACUCAAAAUGGCCGCUCAUUACGACAAUAGAAUGAACUAACAUGGGGACACUCAAAAUGGCCGCUCAUUACGACAAUAGAAUGAACUACCAUGGGGACACUCAAAAUGGCCGCUCAUUACGACAAUAGAAUGAACUACCAUGGGGACACUCAAAAUGGCCGCUCAUUACGACAAUAGAAUGAACUACCAUGGGGACACUCAAAAUGGCCGCUCAUUACGACAAUAGAAUGAACUACCAUGGGGACACUCAAAAUGACAAUAGAAUGAACUACCAUGGGGACACUCAAAAUGGCCGCUCAUUACGACAAUAGAAUGAACUACCAUGGGGACACUCAAAAUGGCCGCUCAUUACGACAAUAGAAUGAACUACCAUGGGGACACUCAAAAUGGCCGCUCAUUACGACAAUAGAAUGAACUACCAUGGGGACACUCAAAAUGGCCGCUCAUUACGACAAUAGAAUGAACUACCAUGGGGACACUCAAAAUGGCCGCUCAUUACGACAAUAGAAUGAACUACCAUGGGGACACUCAAAAUGGCCACCCAUUACGACAAUACGGCGAUACGACGAUAUGACAAUAAGACAAUACGACAAUAAGACAAUAGAAUGAACGACCAUGGGGACACUCGAAAUGGCCGCCCACUAUGGCAUCAUUCUGAUUCUAUGGAUGAGACACAAUACAUGUCGGGGGAGAUUUAUUUCUAGACUAACACUGUUCAAAGCAAUAAUCAUUCUACUGGUUUCCAAACUGUCUGUGUGUCGUAGUAUUCGAAUGUCAGAUAUUUAUUUUCUUUUUUUUAAUCCUCUGAUCAUUUAUAUUGGCAUUGCUUGUUUAAUUGCUCUCUUCUCUGAUGUAAGCAGUUUUGAAGUUUAACAUAAUGAAAUAGGAGGGAUGUGUGUAUUUGAUCUCUAGAAGAAAUGUUCUUAUGUUUGCUUCUGGUGUGCAGGGGAAUAUUGCAAUAAUAUCUCUGCAAAUUGUUUAACUCUUGACCUUGCCUCUUGACCUUGCCUCUUGACCUUGCCAGCUAAGGGAAAGAAUGGUGAGGGUUAUGUUGGGUUUUAAAAAAAUAUUUUUUAAAUGCUUUUUGGAGAUAACACCAUUGUGAUACAAAACAAUGUAUUGGAGUUGCUAGAUUGGAUCAAGGACUACACACUUUCAAAGCACCACAAUCUAUUGACGUCAAUAGAGAUAUUUUGCAUUAUAUAAAUAGAACACUUUUUUUUAAAUCCGGAAGUCAUGUCUAUCAAAGGGGUACAUCUUUUUCAUUACACAUUUAAGUAUUUAUCUAAACGUGGAGACAUCCAAUUGCUCUAUGUCCAGCUCUAUGUUUGAAGUCAAGCUCUACUGUAAGUCCAGCUCUAUGUCCAGCUCUAUGUCCAGCUCUAUGUUCAGCUCUAUGUCCAGCUCUAUGUCCAGCUCUAUGUUUUAAGUCAAGCUCUACUGUAUGUCAGCUCUAUGUCCAGCUCUAUGUUUUAAGUCAAGCUCUAUUGUAUGUCCAGCUCUAUGUCCAGCUCUAUGUCCAGCUCUGUUUUAAUUCAAGCUCUAUGUCCAGCUCUGUUUUAAGUCAAGCUCUACUGUAUGUCCAGCUCUGUUUUAUGUCAAGCUCUACUGUAUGUCCAGCUCUAUGUCAAGCUCUACUGUAUGUCCAGCUCUAUGUUUUAAGUCAAGCUCUACUGUAUGUCCAGCUCUAUGUUUUAAGUCAAGCUCUACUGUAUGUCCAGCUCUAUGUUUUAAGUCAAGCUCUACUGUAUGUUCAGCUCUAUGUUUUAAGUCAAGCUCUACUGUAUGUUCAGCUCUAUGUUUUAAGUCAAGCUCUACUGUAUGUUCAGCUCUAUGUUUUAAGUCAAGCUCUACUGUAUGUCCAGCUCUAUGUUUUAAGUCAAGCUCUACUGUAUGUCCAGCUCUAUGUUUUAAGUCAAGCUCUACUGUAUGUCCAGCUCUUUCAUAGCAAAUUCAGAACAAGACAUAGAAGUAUUAACUUCUCUAAAUGGACUGAAUGAACUGAAACCAGAGAUGAUUAGACAACGGCCCGGAUAACAAUCAUGCUGUUAUUGACCGACAGACACUACAACAACAAACAUGCUGUUUUACUCUGUGGAUGUUGUUCUCCUAAAUGAGGGCCCUGCCAGCUCUACCGUCCCACAAACCAGGUUCUGAGAACUGUUUAGGGAAGUAGGCCAUGUACCGUGGCCCUCCGAGCCCACAGAACGUUCUAGGCAUGCUCCAAGUCCGUUCAUCUCCCUGACAAAGCACAGGGGCCGCGUUCCAAAUGAUAGUGAUCAGGGCAUGGUCAAAUGAAGUGCACUAUACAAGGAAUAGGGAGUCAAUUGGGGACGUGUCCACAAUCAAUAAUAUUAUUUUUGUGUUUCUUAUUGUGUUCUAGAAAAUCUUCUUUUUUUUUUACAUUGAAAAGUAUUUCAUGGGAUAUCACUAUUGUGUUUCAUGGGAUAUCACUAUUGUGUUUCAUGGGAUAUCACUACUGUGUUUCAUGGGAUAUCACCAUUGUGUUUCAUGGGAUAUCACUAUUGUGUUUCAUGGGAUAUCACCAUUGUGUUUCAUGGGAUAUCACUAUUGUGUUUCAUGGGAUAUCACUAUUGUGUUUCAUGGGAUAUCACCAUUGUGUUUCAUGGGAUAUCACCAUUGUGUUUCAUGGGAUAUCACCAUUGUGUUUCAUGGGAUAUCACCAUUGUGUUUCAUGGGAUAUCACCAUUGUGUUUCAUGGGAUAUCACCAUUGUGUUUCAUGGGAUAAAGAAGCUUUGAUUGGAUGUUUCUGCUUAAGUCUGACGACACAUGGGAGAGUGUGUUUCUCUGAUUCUAAUGUGUGUGUGGCAACAGUGUUAACUGAGUGACAAUGUUGCUGUGAUGACAUACAUACAGUAUUCUGUUUGCCUUGGGGGAGAGUGAGAGAGGGAAGAGGGCGAGAGAAGGGAGAGAGAGGGAAGAGGGCGAGAGAAGGGUGAGAGAGAGGGAAGAGGGCGAGAGAAGGGUGAGAGAGAGAGGGAAGAGGGCGAGAGAAGGGUGAGAGAGAGAGGGAAGAGGGCGAGAGAAGAGUGAGAGAGAGAGAGGGAAGAGGGCGAGAGAAGGGUGAGAGAGAGGAGGGGAGAGGGAAAGAGCAUGACUUGAACUUCCUAAGAUUGUCAGGGAAGUUGAACUAAGAUUGACCUGUGAACAAGGAAGUGGAACAUAGUGCAGUACAUAAUCACGCUGAUAUUACUGAAAGACAUUGUUGAUAGUUUAACAUGAUGAACAGGUAGACAAGGUUUUUCUAUCGGAAAAUAAUCAUUUUAACUCACAAAAGUAGAGGUUUGUUUUAUCGCCUGGUAGCUUUGAUGUGUAUGGGAGACGUUUUUUAUGAGAGACUAUUUUUUUUAUUUGUGCAGUGGAAAAUACACUAAAGGAAAAUAGUUUUCCCGAGGCCUGUAUUAAAAUGGCGUGUACAGUCAUGUUAACAAGCUGUGUAUGUGUAUGUGUCCAUGUGUGGGAUGGUCCUCAGCGUGGUACAUCCACAACAGAUAAAUAUGCAAGUCAAGGUAAGUAAUAGGAGUGUCUGCUUUUCUAGCUUCACAUCACAAUGCUAUUUGAUUAGCAUAAGACUAUAUGUAUUACUGCAAAUCCAAAUUGUGUCUGCUAUUUUGCCAAAUGUCUUUCAAAUGUACAUGUGUCUCUUAAUAUGAGAAUGCUUCUUGGGCGUAUGAUACAAAAACAACACAAAUCUUAGAAUUAAAUCAAGCUGAAGUUGGUCUCGGGAACUUGAAAAGAAAGUAGUAAUUUCUUGAAUUAAUAAAUGAGUGUUGAGUGUUUAUAUUUGGUGGGAUAAUGCAGUUUGCCAUGAGUGAAUACAAAACCAUUUAAGGGUCUGGGAACAAAUGAGGAAGUAGCAGAACAGCGAUAACACACUAUACAGUAAUAAUGUAAAUGCCAUGUAGAGCACAUUUGCAAGUGUUAAAUUCUUGGUAUAAAGGGUUAUGAAUGGAAUAUCUGAGUGUUGAUUCUAGUAGGGUAAACACCAGUGGAAUAUCUGAGUGUUGAUUCUAGUGCGGUGAACACCAGGGUUAUAUCUGAGUGUUGAUUCUAGUGGGGUGAACACCAGGGUUAUAUCUGAGUGUUGAUUCUAGUGGGGUUAACACCAGGGUUAUAUCUGAGUGUUGAUUCUAGUGGGGUUAACACCAGGGUUAUAUCUGAGUGUUGAUUCUAGUGGGGUUAACACCAGUGUUAUAUCUGAGUGUUGAUUCUAGUGGGGUUAACACCAGUGUUAUAUCUGAGUGUUGAUUCUAGUAGGGUUAACACCAGGGUUAUAUCUGAGUGUUGAUUCUAGUGGGGUUAACACCAGUGGUAUAUCUGAGUGUUGAUUCUAGUGGGGUUAACACCAGGGUUAUAUCUGAGUGUUGAUUCUAGUGGUGUUAACACCAGUGGUAUAUCUGAGUGUUGAUUAAGAUUGCUUUAUUUAUAGUUAUAACCGCAAAAGGCUUUGCUAUACUAUUUUACCAUAAAUACCACCAUCCUAUGAUGCGAUAAAGAAGCAAUCAUAUUCAUGUGUAAAACCCUACCUACGUUUGUGGAGUAGACCCAUGUAUGUUUAUAUUCUGGUUCAGUUGUUUUAGUAGUAGGCUACUGGUAUUCACAGUAAUACGCCUAUAUAAUUAUUUUGUCAUUAAAAAGAAAAUCUGUAAUUUUGUGA
Messenger RNA from Oncorhynchus masou masou (cherry salmon), 10361 nucleotides. Its product is annotated as A-kinase anchor protein 2-like. Gene Ontology annotation, cellular component: membrane. Gene Ontology annotation, biological process: regulation of cell shape. The record is from RefSeq and is a predicted model, not a curated record. Lineage: Eukaryota; Metazoa; Chordata; Actinopteri; Salmoniformes; Salmonidae.